Messenger RNA from Ictalurus punctatus (channel catfish), 1683 nucleotides. It is a transcript of the gene rd3l, whose product is annotated as RD3 like. The coding region runs from base 184 to 840 and encodes 218 amino acids. The transcript has 3 exons. Lineage: Eukaryota; Metazoa; Chordata; Actinopteri; Siluriformes; Ictaluridae. The record is from RefSeq and is a predicted model, not a curated record.
CUGGUUAUCAGAGCAGAGAGACAGAAGGCAGUUUGCUGUAGGCAGGGGAAGCAGUCACUCUCCCUCUCUCUUAACUUUACCGAACACUGGCAUCAACACUGCUAUCUCUAACACUCUGUCUGUCUGUCAUUCGUUUAGUGUCUUAUCCUAUCUUAAUCUUUUCAUCAUUUCAAGGUUUACCAUAUGGAGUCACGGCAUCAUGGGUAUCGUCCUUUCAAUCCAAGUCUUGCAAUGCCAUUCCUGGCCUGGAUGAAUUCCUCCCAUCAGGAAGGUGAGCAGGGUCCAAACUGUGCGACCUCCAUGGGCCCCAACCGGGUGUUACUCCAGGAGCUUCAAUGGCAAUUCGAGCAAAGAGAGUGUCUGGCUCUGGAGGAAGAGCGCCAACAUUGCUCACAUGGUGCUCUAGGAUAUCGCCGGCCUCUCACCCAGAACGGCUUGCUUGCCCUGAUACCAGCGUCCGAAUGCAGACUGCUAGAACGGCUCUGUGCCCGAAUUCCACCCUCACAUAUAGCCACUGUACUCUUCAGGUUCCGUGAGAUUUUGGCUCACAAUUAUGUCGCUCCCUGGGAGCUCGUGUGCAUCUUCAAACAGGUGCUGAGGGAAGAGGUGGGCUACAGGAGGUCUUUCCCUCCAGCCCCACUUCCUGUUUCGCCUUCUCCUGCAGACAUCGACACCCGUGACCGAAAGACUACAAUGUCAUCUUCUCUAGAAGGGCAAGAAAAGCAUCGAGAGGAGAUCCCAACCAUAUCCAGCUACGUGGACAGGCAUUUACAUAGUGCUUGUUCCUAUACUGUCCAAAGGGACUGUCUUCCCUACUUCCGCUCCUUUCCCUAUGACUAGCCUGAGGCCUACAGUGCCAUAAAUAGUUCAGAGACCCUAGUGACCACAGUGUCCUUCCCAUAGGCAAAAACUUUCCCCUGGACACAAACAGGACAGCAAUAGUGUGAUCUGGGUUUGAGUAGUUAGAAUAUUAGAGACUGAGUUUCAUGGGUCAAGGAAAGUGCUUGGACUUAGCUGGCUCUUGACUAAGGCAAGGCUUUUAUAUGCGAUACUGUGAGCACAAAAUGAGUCUAUAAAGUUUCUCGGUCAGUUGGUUUUAAUUUAUUCAAUUUCCACUGAUAAACUAAAUGGGAAUUCCCAAAUAUAUUGUGUCAGUCAUGUCUGUUUACUAGUCAGUAAGAGCUUCGUCCACCAAAUUUAUACAAAAUACUUUCAACAUCAUGAGCCAUAUGAGCUCAGUAAGCUGCACACAGCCACCAACCGACUUACACAGCCUAAUCGGCCCUUUAUCUCAGUUAUAUUUUUGGAUUACAAAGCCUGGGGGAAGAGAAGAGCACAGCUCUCUGUAUGGUUCAGUAGAUCUCUGUAUGCACUGAUCACACAGACUACACCCGUGUAUGUGUGUGUGUGUGUGUGUAUAUGUGUGUGCGCAUCAGUUAACUAAUGUGGUGUUUUCCCUUCUAUGUGUAAAAGGAUAGUGAAAUAUGUUCAUGAAAUACCAGCUAAAGCCAAAUAGUUUUUUGUUGUUUCCCCCCCUUCCUUCAAGGUUUCCUUUAUAUAACUGUCCCUCUUUGCUUAUAAAUGGAUCACAGACCUAAUAUUGUCAGUGUAGCCUACAGCCAAAUGUUGCUAUGCGUUUUAUCAUUUCUAACUUUUGUAAUAUCUUGUAUGUAAAAUAUAUGU